Molecule: messenger RNA, 474 nt
Organism: Caenorhabditis remanei
Lineage: Eukaryota; Metazoa; Nematoda; Chromadorea; Rhabditida; Rhabditidae
Exons: 3
Coding region: 1-474 (157 amino acids)
Source: RefSeq, a predicted model, not a curated record
AUGAAGACGGCGGCGAUUGCUGAUUGUCCAGCCACUUGUGGUUAUUGUUGUGAGACUGCGGCUUAUGAUUGUGCUAAUGUUGCUUACCCCCGUCUCGACUGCUCCACCAUCACUAGUGCUCAAUGUCUGUCUGCCACGUGGCGUACCAUCAUCGCCCAGGAUUGUCCAUCCGCGUGUGGUCUUUGUGGAUCCGGUGGUUGUGUUGACGCAGUCGUGGAUUGUGCAAACGACGUCACAAUUUGUAAUACGGUUGGAAUGCAAGAUUUUGUUAAUGAAUACUGUCAAUACACGUGUGGCCGAUGCGCCUCCUCUUCCACCACCGUCUCCUCCGGCUCUUCCGGCUCCUGCUCUUCCUACGCCGCAGAUUCGAGCAGUGCAUGUUCGGCAUGGGCGGCCAACGGAUUUUGUACCAACACCUUCUACACAACAGCCGAAAGAAUGGCGUAUUGUGCAACCACUUGUAAACUUUGCUAA